AUGGACUUCAUCAAGAACGCAAUGGGUAAUCAAGGCGGUCAGGGCGGCCAGGGAAGCAGCAACCAGAUGCCACAAGGUCAAGGCCAACAGCAGCAAGGUGGUGGAGGCGGCUUCAUGGACGGUCUCGGCAACAAGUUCAACAAUGCCGCCGGCGGUGGAGCCGAAGGCGAGAAGAACGAAGACUACCUUGACAAGGGCGUCGAUUUCGUCCAGGAGAAGUUCAUGGGCCAGGGUGCACAGAACAACGAAACUGCUGUUGAGCAGGCCAAGGAUGAGCAAAUUAGCGACUUCAUCAGGAAGCAGUACAAGAGCACCACUGGCAGCGACAUCCCGAUCAAGGACAAGCCAACAACUUUCGGCUAG
Recurvomyces mirabilis is the source of this 363-nucleotide messenger RNA. RefSeq lists its product as uncharacterized. The record is from RefSeq and is a predicted model, not a curated record. The transcript is spliced from 2 exons. The coding region runs from base 1 to 363 and encodes 120 amino acids. NCBI's taxonomy places the organism in Eukaryota, Fungi, Ascomycota, Dothideomycetes, Mycosphaerellales, Teratosphaeriaceae.